Molecule: messenger RNA, 699 nt
Organism: Argiope bruennichi
Lineage: Eukaryota; Metazoa; Arthropoda; Arachnida; Araneae; Araneidae
Exons: 5
Coding region: 147-668 (173 amino acids)
Source: RefSeq, a predicted model, not a curated record
AAGCAAUGGAGUUUUAACGGUAAUUUUAUAGUCUAUCAUUUUCCUUAGUUAUUUCAUGUGUUAUUUUAAAAAUUCAUUUUUACUUGCAUGCAUGAAAAAACCUCGGACUUUCAAGUAACUUCACGAUCCAUCAAAUGGUUUGAAAAAUGAAAAUUAUAAAUUUUUAUGGAAUAAAUUGUCUUGCAAUACUCUUCAUUUUACUUCUCCAAGUGGAAGGGCAAGGUUGGUCAGUGUUUUUUGGAUUUACUGAGCUGAAAAAUGUUCCUGGUGAAAUUGCAGAUGAACUGGUAAAUAUAACCUGCACCACAAUAACAGAUUGCACAUCAAGAAUAAAUGGUUCAUUAUGUACAAAUGGAUACUGCAACUGUCCGGAAGACAUGCCAGUCUUUGUGAAUGCAACAGCCAAAUUUGACGCCAGCUAUUGUUUGCCAGCUUUGAACCUGACUGAGAAGAACUGCACUUUCAGCCAACAGUGCCGAUAUGACAAUGCAUUGUGUUUUAAGCAAACUUGUUUAUGCGCUGAGAAAUACAUACCAGUUGAUGGAAACUGCAAGUUAGAAGAAAGGACAGCAAUGAUACCAAUAAUAGUAGGAAGCGUCAUAGGAGCAGCAAUAGUUUUCACACUUAUCUCUUACUUUAUAAUGUCUCGAAAAAAAGAUGUGACUUAAUAUUUUGUAAUAAAGCCAAUUCUAAUAUGUU